AGAGAGAGAGAGAGAGAGAGAGAAAAUACAAGAAGAAGGAGAGUAGAACCACUCUGGUGCUAUCUCCCAUCGCGAUAACAAAAAGGUGCUGGCGCUUAAAGCUACCUGGAAGGCUAUUGAGAAGAUGUGCACUGUUUGACACAGGAUCCAGAACGAUGUUGACCUUACCGUUUGAUGAGACAGCAAUGAGGCCAGGGACCGGGACCCAGUUUGGGGCCAACUUCCCUCUAGACUGCGUGCGCGAGAUCAAGGUCAGUAAACAAGAACCUUUCCUAAAAGCAGCCGAGACCGUCUCCAUCUCCCAGACCCACAUCAAAACCACGGAGGAUGAGUUAGACUCGGAGAGGGAUGAGGACGAGAGAGAGGAGCUAGGCCAAGAAGACGAGGACGUGGACGGUUUACCAGGAAGGAGGAGAGGCCCACGUAAAAAGAAGAUGACCAAGGGGCGCGUGGACAGGGUGAAGAUUCGGCGCCAGGAGGCCAACGCGCGCGAGCGGAGCAGGAUGCACGGGCUGAACGACGCGCUGGACUGCCUGCGCAAAGUCGUGCCCUGCUAUUCCAAGACGCAGAAGCUGUCCAAGAUUGAGACUCUCCGACUGGCCAAGAACUACAUCUGGGCGCUAUCGGAGAUCCUCAGCACCGGCAAGAGACCCGACCUAUUGGCAUUUGUCCAGGCGCUCUGCAAGGGACUGUCUCAGCCAACCACCAAUUUAGUGGCGGGCUGUCUCCAGCUCAAUGCUAGAAAUGUCAUCACGGACCACAACGGAGAGCCAUCUUUCACUGGCAGGUCCCCAUUCGACGCUAUGUACCCUGCGCCUUAUCACAGUUCCACCGAGGCUGUAGCGUCUUCAGGCCACGGCAGCAGUGCCAUGGACAGCGCCAAACCUUUCAGACCAUUUAGCUCCUACUGCAGUGCCUACGAGUCCUUCUACGAGAGCACGUCCCCAGAAUGUUCGAGCCCUCAAUUCGACAGUGGUGCUCUGAGCCCUCCAAUCAACUUUAACGGGAUAUUCUCCCUAAAGCACGAGGAGCCAGCGGACUAUGGAAAGAGCUGUCAUUACGGUAUGCGGUACUGCGCGGCGGUGGCGGGUCGCAACUCCCUUGGUCAGAACUCAAUGUCACGGGGGUCCUCUGACAUCCGGGACAUCCAUGUACCCUAUGACAUCCACCUCCGCAGCCAGUUCUACCCAAUGCAGGAGGAACUAAACACGCCCUUUCAUAAUUGAUAAGAGAAAAGUCAAAUGUGACCAGUUUAUAGCGGAGUAGCCUAAUUAGGCUAAAAUACAGAACCCACACAUGUAUUAUUGACAACUUGGCCCAUUUUGGUCACUUCCCACUGGGCACACACUGGUUGAAUCAACGUUGUUUCCAUGUCAUUUCAACGAAAUUACGUUGAACCAACGUGGAUUAGAAGUUGAAUUGACGUCUGUGCCCAGAGGGUUGGUUGUGGUGUGGGCCAUCUGAUGUAUAGUCACUUAUUCAUUGUAAUUGAAUGUUAAUUGUCCUGAGGGUAAAUACGUUUUGUAGUGGGAUCAUUUUAGAGAAAACACACCAUGCAGGCAACGGAAACAAACAGAGAUCUGGGAGAUUGUCAAAUAGCGUUCAGUUAAUACCAAAGGGUAAUGUGACAUGGUGGAGUUCGGCCUAGUGAUGCAACGUCUUAAAUAAGACAGCAAUAAAAGGCGAAGAGAACUACAGUAUGCAAUAAAGAACUCCAUGCAGUCUGAGACAACUCUAUUAUUACCCACUAAACGUGCAGGUCAGUAGGGCACCAGUCAACUGGAACAAAUUAGCUAUUAGAAGACGCUUCAGACAAUUCCUAUACGUUUUCAUUGCCUCAAGUGUUGCAGAAGUUGUUCCAAGCCAGGCUUGUAUUUAUUUGUAAGUUAUUUAAUAUGGAUUUAUUUAUCUAGAUAUCAUUUGUCUAUGGAUGGUAGACAUAUGUAAAUAAAUGUUCACAUAUUGUGUGUUUUCUACAGUGUCAAACUUUGUGUUAAUUAUCAAGUGAAAUAUGAAUCGAAGAAUGUACAGUUAUCCUAUUUAUAAAAUAUGAAAUACACCUGUCACUGAAUAGAUGUUUAAAAGGGGGAACAUAACCCUUUGUAUUUAUAACAUGUUUAAAUUCAUCUGAAAAUGACAUUGGAAUGAAUCUCGUUAUUCAGGUUAUAGCCUAUCUCGUUGUUCAAGUUAUAGCCUAUGCCUUGUGACAAAUUAAUCAAUAUAGGCCUACACACAUUUCUGAUAUUGGAACUUUCUUAUUUCUUGCAACAAAUCAAUGCACAUUUUUGUAUAUAGUGGGCACAUUCGAUUUGGUACGGAGGACUAUUGUUUACAUGUUAAUAUUUUGUCUAUUCAUAUGCAACCAUGGAGAGAAUUUUAGGCUACUUUAUUUCCUAAAUUCUCAUCUUAGAAAUAUUGGCCUAUAGUCAUAAAGCUGAUUUUAGCUCUUUAGAAAUGGAAUACUUUUAUAACAAUAAUGUUAGGCAAAUUAUUAACAUCUCUUUAUGGAAAAUUCUCACGUAAUAAUUUCGUUUAUAUGAAUAGGCUGUCUUGCCUUAAUUUGAAAUGUAUAUUUGGCACACACCAAUUAUGUAAUUAUUGUAUUAUUCAAUGAAGUGUUCGUGGGGGUAUAGUGCGCUUCUGUUUUUCUCCCUUCUUUCAAAUUUGUAUCUGGUAAUGGGAUUGUUUUAUAAACAACAUAACGUUGAAUAAAAUGGAAUUAAAGUCUA
Molecule: messenger RNA, 2729 nt
Organism: Salmo salar (Atlantic salmon)
Lineage: Eukaryota; Metazoa; Chordata; Actinopteri; Salmoniformes; Salmonidae
Gene: neurod6a
Product: neuronal differentiation 6a
Biological process (GO): sensory organ development; positive regulation of transcription by RNA polymerase II; axon development
Cellular component (GO): nucleus
Molecular function (GO): E-box binding; protein dimerization activity; DNA-binding transcription factor activity, RNA polymerase II-specific
Source: RefSeq, a predicted model, not a curated record